AAUUUUGAGAACUCAAUAUAAUGUACUCGACAAAACAUAAGAAUUACUCAUUGAUCGCUCAUCAGCAUGAAGAGGGAAAAUUUGAAACGGGAAGACUCAAGAUCGGAGCUAAGAAGUCUUACUCUCCUGAUGGCAAAUCUCCCUUCGUGAACCUUGCAAAAGGGAAUUAUAAAAUUAAUCCAAAAUUGAUGAAAAGAACCAAAUAAAUCCAAGAAACUGAAGAAAAGCACAGAUCAGACUUGUGAGAAGAAGCUGAAGACAGCCCAGAGUAGCCAGAAGAGCGAGUUAAGCACUAGAAGUACUGCAUUCCAAGUUCAAGUGUCUAAGUUUGGCGUUAGUGACCGCUCCUUGACUCAUCGGAACAAAGACAGCAGCAAAGAUCUUACUAACAAGGACUCAUGGAACUAUCUGAAUAAUUUUAAGAAGAACACAAUCGGCUCCUUAUCCAACCCUAAAAUGGACAAAUCGAAGAAAUUAAAAUCAAAGCAAGUAAAAUAUAAUGCUUAUCUGUCAUCUCAGAAUAAGCUAUUGAAGAAGUCAAAGCCAAAUCAGUUACAAGGGGCUUUAAAGAACUACUCUCGCAACAAGAAGUUGAAUCACAAAAAUUCCAAAUCAAAUCCUUCGAAGAAAGAUAAAGGGAAAAAAUCUGUUGAUAUGAGGAAAGCAAGAUCGAAAGAAUCAACCUUUAUUCAAAGCUCAUUGUUUAGAAACAUGUCGCCAGUUAUCAACCGAAAAAUCUUACUUGAUUUACAGAACAUGGCGAGUGAGCUUACGACUGAGAAGUCUAUGAAGAGUCAGAACUUUACUAAGAAUAUUUCUGAGAGUAUUGGGAAUGGAUAUAUGUCUCUAAAUUCGAAUUGUAGGUCGAAUGACAUGCUGACAAAAGAUGAACCUGAGAUAACUCCCUCACCUAAUCACCAGCAUCAAUCAUUUCCUGUUUCUACAAGCCUCUCAGACAUGACUCCACUCCUGAAAGAUUUUGAAGAGAUGAAGUUGAGAGAGGAAGAUCUUAUUCACCAGCUCCAAACUGAGAAGAGCCAGAGGCACGAGCUAGAGCAACAAGUUACAGAACAAAACUCCAAACUCCAAGACAACCAAGGGCUCAUACAAAAGUUGGCUAAUGAAAUAGCUACUCUGAAGGCUUCAAACAAGGACCUAACCACUCAGCUAGAAAGAUACCAAAGCAGGCAAGACCUUGAUAUAACCCAUUUGGAGACUAAAAACAGACUUCUCACCGAAGCUCUUAAUAAGAGAAAUAAGGAUGUGAAGGAGCUGGAGAGCGGUAACGAGGACCUUAUCUCUCUUCUUGAGAAAUGAGACGAUAAGAUCCAAAAACUCCAGGAGAAAUGUAGUGAUUAUGAAUAAGGUUAGUUAAAGACCUCCUUCAUAGCUGAAUUUAUAUAGAAGUAUACCCAAU
Molecule: messenger RNA, 1417 nt
Organism: Moneuplotes crassus
Lineage: Eukaryota; Ciliophora; Spirotrichea; Euplotida; Euplotidae
Source: the annotation of a GenBank genome assembly